AUGUCUCUGACCAACACAAAGACGGGCUUCUCGGUGAAGGACAUUUUGGACCUCCCCGACACCAACGAUGAGGACGGCUCAGCGGAGGGCGGCGAGGAGGAGAGCGAGGCGCCCGAGCCGCCCAGGAAAGCGGGAGUUUUGGGACAAACCCCCUUGGACACUGUUCCGACGCUGCCUUUGAAGAGUCCUUUCUAUGAUAACAGCGAUAAUCCCUACACGCGCUGGCUGGCGAGCGCCGAGGGCAUCCAGUACUCCCUGCACGGGCUGGCGGCCGGCGGCGGCGGCCAGGACCCCUCGGCCAAAUCCCCGGAGCCGUCGGCAGACGAGUCGCCCGACAACGAGAAGGAAGCGGUGGGCGGCGGGGACGCGGGCAAGAAGAGGAAGAGGAGGGUGCUCUUCUCCAAGGCGCAGACCUACGAGCUGGAGCGGCGGUUCCGGCAGCAGCGGUACCUGUCGGCGCCGGAGCGGGAGCACCUGGCCAGCCUGAUCCGCCUCACCCCCACGCAGGUGAAGAUCUGGUUCCAGAACCACCGCUACAAGAUGAAGCGGGCGCGGGCCGAGAAAGGUAUGGAAGUGACUCCUCUUCCCUCGCCGCGGCGGGUGGCCGUGCCGGUGCUAGUCAGGGACGGCAAGCCCUGCCACACGCUCAAAGCCCAGGACUUGGCAGCCGCGACGUUCCAGGCGGGCAUCCCGUUCUCGGCGUACAGCGCGCAGUCCCUGCAGCAGCACAUGCAGUACAACGCGCAGUACAGCGCGGCCGGCAGCCCCCAGUACCCCACAGCGCACCACUUGGUACAGGCGCAGCAAUGGACUUGGUGAGGGCUGCGGGCCCCCAGCACACGCCC
Onychostruthus taczanowskii (white-rumped snowfinch) is the source of this 845-nucleotide messenger RNA. RefSeq names its product NK2 homeobox 2 (gene NKX2-2). Lineage: Eukaryota; Metazoa; Chordata; Aves; Passeriformes; Passeridae. The transcript is spliced from 2 exons. Gene Ontology annotation, cellular component: nucleus. Bases 1 to 819 code for a protein of 272 amino acids. Gene Ontology annotation, molecular function: DNA-binding transcription factor activity, RNA polymerase II-specific; RNA polymerase II cis-regulatory region sequence-specific DNA binding. Gene Ontology annotation, biological process: regulation of transcription by RNA polymerase II; cell differentiation. The record is from RefSeq and is a predicted model, not a curated record.